UGGUAAAAGCUGGCCGGAAGUGCUUCCACAAGGAUCCGGGAGCAGUUGCUUUGUCCGUCAGUAAAAGCCCUCCGUGUUUCCGACUGAAUGAACAGAAGUUGGAUGGCCUUUCUUUCCGCUUAAAACGUCGUUUUAAAGGUGGGAGCAGCUCCUAAUCAGCCGCCUGUCAUGGCUCACAUCACCAUCAACCAGUACCUGCAGCAGAUAAACGAGGCCAUCGAGAACCACGAGGGCUCCUUCUGUGCCGAGCUGCUCUCCUUCAAACACCCCCACGUGGCCAAUCCCCGCCUACAGCUGGCCAGUCCGGAGGAGAAGUGCCAACAGAUUCUGGAGCCACCGUACGACGAGAUGGUGGCGGCUCAUCUCAGGUGUACAUACGCUGUGGCCAAUCACGACUUUGUAGAAGCAUACAAGUUCCAGACGCUUGUUGUUCAGUCCUUCCUGAGAGCCUUCCAGUCCCACAAAGAGGAGAACUGGGCUCUGCCCGUCAUGUUCGCCGCCACCCUGGACCUCCGGAUAUUCGCCGGCAAUGCAGAGCAGCAGCUGCAGAAGAAAGGAAAAGGCCAGCCGGGUGAAAUGUUGGAGAAAGCAGCAGAGCAGCUGAUGAGCUGCUUCAGAGUGUGCGCCAGUGAUAACCGAGCCGGCAUCGACGACUCCAAGAAGUGGGGGAUGAUGUUCCUGAGCAACCAGCUCUUCAAGAUCUACUUCAAGAUCAACAAGCUGCACCUGUGCAAACCUCUGAUCCGAGCCAUCGACAGCUCCAACCUGAAGAACGACUACAGUCCAGCUCAGAAGGUCACCUACAAAUACUACGUCGGCCGCAAGGCCAUGUUCGACAGCGACUUCAAGACGGCUGAGGAGAUGCUGUCCUACGCCUUCGACCACUGCCAUCGCUCCAGCCAGAAGAACAAGAGGAUGAUCCUGAUCUACCUGCUGCCUGUCAAGAUGCUGCUGGGCCACAUGCCGACUCAUCAGCUGCUCAGGAAGUAUGACCUCAUCCAGUUUGCUGAUGUCACCAAAGCUGUGAGCGAGGGGAACCUGCUGCUGCUGAACGAGGCUCUGUCCAAACACGAGACCUUCUUCAUCCGCUGUGGCAUCUUCCUCAUCCUGGAGAAGCUCAAGAUCAUCACCUACAGGAACCUCUUCAAGAAAGUGUAUCUGCUGCUGAAGACACACCAGCUGCCCCUGGACGCCUUCCUGGUGGCUCUGAAGAUGAUGCAGGUGGAGGACGUGGACAUCGACGAGGUGCAGUGCAUCCUGGCCAACCUCAUCUACAUGGGUCACAUCAAAGGUUACAUCUCCCAUCAGCACCAGAAGCUCGUGGUCAGUAAACAGAAUCCGUUCCCUCCUCUGUCUUCUGUCUCCUAGACUACAUUACCCACAAUCCCUCUGAAGGGAGCAGGACCUUGUUUAAAAAGCUGGUUGAAUAAAACAUUCUGUGGUUUGUA
Messenger RNA from Girardinichthys multiradiatus, 1448 nucleotides. RefSeq names its product PCI domain containing 2 (gene pcid2). Bases 169 to 1368 code for a protein of 399 amino acids. Gene Ontology annotation, cellular component: transcription export complex 2. Gene Ontology annotation, biological process: transcription elongation by RNA polymerase II; poly(A)+ mRNA export from nucleus; post-transcriptional tethering of RNA polymerase II gene DNA at nuclear periphery. The transcript is spliced from 15 exons. The record is from RefSeq and is a predicted model, not a curated record. Lineage: Eukaryota; Metazoa; Chordata; Actinopteri; Cyprinodontiformes; Goodeidae. Gene Ontology annotation, molecular function: RNA binding; double-stranded DNA binding.